GACGAGGAGGAGGAGGAGCCGCGGCGCCUCGGCCUCCGCGCCGACCGCCGCUCGCUGGCUUUCCGGCCAUGAACCCCCCGGCGCCGGAGCUGGGGUCGGGGCCGGGGCCUGGGCCGGGGCGGGCGGGUGGCUGGCGCUGAGCGAUGUCGCGGGCCGGGGGCGGCGAGUGCCGCAAGGAGCCGGCGGGCUGGGAGGGCGAGGACGGGCAGUGCGACUCGGGCAUCGAGUCCCUGCGCUCGCUGCCGGGCGGGAGGGAGACCCCCGCCGAGAUUCCCCCCGCCGCCGCCACCGAGACCCCGGUCGAUACCGUUGCCGAGGAGCGGCUGGACUCCAGCUACGGCUCCGGGGCACUUCCCGAGCCCCUGCCGGGGCUGCCGGCCGCCUGCCGCGCCGAGGAGCCGUCGUCACCCCAGGGGCUCAGCCGCCAGCAGCUGGAGGCCCUCACCUACCUUUCAGAGGACGGAGAUACGUUGGUUCACCUGGCCAUUAUCCACUGUGUUCCCACUGUGGCACUCUGCUGCAUCGCUCAGCUGCCCAGGGAGGUGCUGGAGAUCCAAAAUGAUCUUUUCCAGACCCCACUGCACCUGGCGGUGUACCUGGAGCAGCCCAGUGUGAUCCAGGCGCUGAUCCACAAGGGAGUGAACCCUGGGCUGCAGGACCGCAACGGCAACACCCCGCUGCACCUGGCCUGUGAGCAGCAGCGCCUGCACUGCGCCCAGCAGCUGCUGCAGGGCACAGGCAUGGCUCUGGCAGAUGGCACAGUGCAGUCCCAUGGCCACCACCACGACCUGCAACUCCAGAACUGGCAAGGCUUGGCCUGUCUGCACAUCAGCACCUUGAAGGGGAACAUCCCGAUGAUGUCUCUGCUGCUGGAGAGCGGGGCCAACAUCGACGUUCGGGAGGGCACGAGCGGGAAGACCCCACUGCACCUGGCCGUGGAGUGCCACAACCGUAAGGCUGUCCAGUUCCUGCUGCGCAACGGGGCCUACGUGGAUGCCCAGAUGUACAACGGGUGCACCCCACUGCACCUGGCCGUGGGCCGCAAGGACGCUGCCAUUGCCGCCAUCCUCUCGCACUCCGGAGCUGACACCCUGCUGAGGAACAUGGAGAACGAGACAGCCCAGGACCUGGCUGACGGCAACGAUGACCUCCUCGCCUUGCUGCCCUUCGAUGACCUGAAGAUCUCGGGGAAGCCUGUUGUGUGCUCCGAAUGAGCGGACAGACUCCUUGGACCCGUGGGGCUGCCCCCACGCUCUGCCCUGAUGCCCACCAGCCCGCCGGGACCUUGCCUGCCUCCAGUCCAGUGGGAGCAGAGACGCUUUGGGACACUUAUCCUCCCGCCUUCACUGUCCUCUUUGGAAAAGCUUUGUUGGCCUCAGGCUGCCCUCCUGGAAGGAAGAAGGUGGCACAAUGAGCACUACACAGGGCGGGUUUUUCUUUUAGUAUUUGUGCCCAGCAGCAGGAUGGAAUUUCCCCUCCCUGCCAUGGGUCUGACUCGUGGGGGUCUCCAGCUUACCCUGGGAAGGAGCAGGAGCAGACUCCUCUUCAUACUGUAUGAACGGAGCAUCCUCUGGCACCCUCACAUGCCACCAGAAUAAGCGUGGGGCAAGGCAAGUUAACGCUCACUCUAAUAAACAUUUGUUCUUGCUGUGGGCACCUGAGGUCUCAUGUGAUGUAACCCAUCCCACUGCCCACAGCAGCAGGAGGCUGAGCGUUACCCCAGGCAGGUGAGGGCUGCAGGGGCUUCCCCAGCCCGCCUGCCCACUCCCACUUCCUGGGGCAGAAGGUGAGUGGGAGCGCAGGGGCUUCCCUGCUCGCAGAGCUCGUCCAAUUCUGAAGGCCAAGGCUGAGGGAUGCCAGCCCGGUGCUCUGCUCCACGAGCACGUGGUGGUGGGGUUGAAGGGGGAGUGGAGGAGCCAGAAGACUAGGUUCUGGAUCCCUGUUUCUCCUGUCACACCUGACACCACUCUGCCUACCUGUGCUGUGGUUUUUGCUUUCGUACAGGGCAUAGAAACAUCCUGCCCCAUCUCUGACAGAGGGGGAUGUUACAAAACAUGUGUCUUCCCUGGCUUUUCAGUUCCCUCAGGAUGAAAGUGGAAGAGGUAGCAGGGUUAUCUCUGCUGUUCAGCUCGCCACCCUUCCCUGCCCCCUCUCCAAGCCAGAGCAGCACAUGGCAGCGUGUUAAGGAACCAGGAGCCAAAGAUGUUAUGGGUUGCCCAUCUCAGCUGGGGAAAAUCCCCCCUUCCUGCCUGUGAGCAGUUGCUAUUGUUUGGGGCAAAUCCUGGAUGGCGCAAACACCCGAGAUCCUCUGGAGCAUGCUGUUGUCUUUCUUCUCUCUUCUUGGGAAUACUGCUACGUAAGCAGCACAAGCUUCCCCCGGGCCUCUGGAGUGUGCCUGGUCGCUUCAGCAGCCCUGGACUGGACUGCUCUGUUUCUUUUGAAUCUUUGCCUUGCGCCGUCUGGCGGGGCCUCAGCCCUGUUGCAGACAAGCCAUAAGCUUCUGCUUCUGGGCCUUGGCCAGCACCUGCCAGGGUGGAUGUGCCGUGGGGCUGAUCCGGUGCCAGCUUCACAGGGAAUGACAUGGGGCACUCCCAGGUAUCCCAGAGCAGGAGCAAGGCAGAACAGCUCGGUGGGGUGAGGGCUGCAGCGGGGUGGGAAGGGGAGGAAAAAGGCAGAAGCGGGUGAUCUGCACAAUUUUUAAAAAAACAGAAAUGAAUAAAAUACUUUUUUUUAA
Colius striatus (speckled mousebird) is the source of this 2734-nucleotide messenger RNA. RefSeq names its product NFKB inhibitor epsilon (gene NFKBIE). The record is from RefSeq and is a predicted model, not a curated record. Lineage: Eukaryota; Metazoa; Chordata; Aves; Coliiformes; Coliidae. Gene Ontology annotation, molecular function: protein binding. Bases 144 to 1214 code for a protein of 356 amino acids. The transcript is spliced from 6 exons.